AUGUUGGAAGACUCAUCUGAGCUGACGGCCCAGGCUUUGACAAGGCUCGGUUAUCUUGAUGAGGAUUUGAAUGCUGUUGAAGCUGAGGCCAUGUUUAGCUUCGUCAAUGUUCGGUGCAACAAGCACAGGUUGAGAAAAGGAGGGAUGCUACCUCAUCACUCCAUCCGUGAUGCCUCAAGCCAGCUACGCUCAGCUUUCCUUUCUCAUUCAUUCCAGGGUCAAUGGCAAAACAUGACAGGCGAUAGCAAUCUGCUGAAGUCAUUGCAGCAUGUCUUGAAGGGAGCUGGGGUGCUUUCAGAAGCAGGUGGCCGAUAA
This is a messenger RNA of Durusdinium trenchii, 315 nucleotides long. Lineage: Eukaryota; Dinophyceae; Suessiales; Symbiodiniaceae. The record is from the annotation of a GenBank genome assembly.